Molecule: messenger RNA, 1710 nt
Organism: Perca fluviatilis (European perch)
Lineage: Eukaryota; Metazoa; Chordata; Actinopteri; Perciformes; Percidae
Product: kelch-like protein 10
Exons: 5
Coding region: 1-1710 (569 amino acids)
Molecular function (GO): protein binding
Source: RefSeq, a predicted model, not a curated record
AUGUCGGUGUAUAAUGAGCUCCGUCUGAAACAAGAGCUUUGUGACGCAGUGAUCAGAGUGGACAACGUUGAAUUUCACAUGCACAAAAUCCUCCUCUGCAACUGCAGCCUGUACUUCAAAGCCCUCUUUGCCACCUGGUCAACCCCAGACAGUCGGGUCUUUGACAUUCCCAAUGUGUCCCCCGACAUGAUGAAGCUCAUCAUUGAGUUUGCCUACACUGGCUUUGUUCCUGUGACACAAAAUAAUAUACGAGAGCUUUUUAUCGCAGCAGACCGGUUCAAUGUAAUGGGCAUCAUACAAGCCUGCUGUGACCUCCUGGAGAAGCAGCUGACCCCACAAAACUGCAUAGGCAUCUGGUGGUUCACAGACAUCUAUUACACCCCUGAACUGAACCACAAGGCAUUCCUUUACAUGCUGAAUCACUUUGAGGAGAUUGCUGCCACCUCAGAAGAGUUCCUGCAGCUCUCUGCGCAGGAACUUGCUAAGAUCAUUGCGAAUGACCGUCUCAAUGUGAAGCAGGAGAAUACGGUGUUUAGGGCUGUCCUUCGCUGGAUCGCCUACGCAAAUGAGGAACGCAGAGAAAACAUCUCUCUGCUUUUGUCCAACGUCAGGCUGGCUUUAAUGAGAUCAGAAUACAUCACAGACAGCGUAAGCAACAACGAACUGGUGAAGGCAAGUAAAGAUUGUCGACCGAUUCUCCUGAGGACCCUGGAGGCCAUGCUUGACCUGCAAACAAAGGAGUUCCCUAACUCUAUUUCUUAUAACCCUUUGGCCCGCCCACGACUGCCCCCUGCCAUUCUCUUGGCCAUUGGAGGCUGGAGCGGCAGUAGUCCUACCAAUGGUAUUGAGGCGUACGAUGUCCGUGCUAACUGCUGGAUCAAUGUAACAAACAAUGAGGAGGCUCCCCGGGCCUACCAUGGCACAGUUUUCCUCGAUGGAUCAGUAUAUUGUGUCGGUGGCUUUGACAGUGAUGAACAGUUCAGCUCUGUGCACAGGUUCGACCUGGGCACGCACACCUGGCAGGAGGUUACACGAAUGCAUUCAAGUCGCUGCUAUGUCAGCGUAACUGUGAUGGACGGGUGCAUAUAUGCCAUGGGAGGUUAUGAUGGACAUGAUCGACUCAGAAGUGCUGAGCGCUAUCAGCCCAAAAUCAACCAGUGGACUUUAAUUGCGCCCAUGCACGUACAGAGGAGUGAUGCCAGCUGCACAACCCUCCAUUGCAAGGUGUACAUUUGCGGUGGCUUCAAUGGGAGUGAGUGCCUGUCAUCGGCUGAAUGUUACGACCCAGAGACCGACCAGUGGACACUGAUCGCCUCCAUGGCCAGCAUGCGCAGUGGAACUGGGGUCAUCGCCUAUGCAGACCAUGUCUUUGCAGUCGGUGGUUUUAAUGGAACCAGGUGUCUGCGCACUGCUGAGGCCUACAACCCCCACACCGACACCUGGCACGCUGUGCCCUCCAUGCUGGGCUCCCGAAGUCACUUUGGCAGCGCAGUGAUAGAUGACCGUCUCUAUGUGGUCGGGGGCUUCAACGACUUUACCACCAUUCCAGACGUUGAGUGCUUUGAUGUCGAAGCUGGUGAGUGGUCUGAUGUCCGUGACAUGGAGAUCUCCCGCAGCGCCCUGAGCUGCUGCGUGGUGUACGGACUCCCCAACUUGGCCGAGUAUGCUGCCCCUCAUCACUCCCUGCACUCCCUGGAUGAAGUGGAAUGA